This is a messenger RNA of Cygnus olor (mute swan), 12190 nucleotides long. RefSeq names its product formin 1 (gene FMN1). The record is from RefSeq and is a predicted model, not a curated record. NCBI's taxonomy places the organism in Eukaryota, Metazoa, Chordata, Aves, Anseriformes, Anatidae. Gene Ontology annotation, cellular component: endoplasmic reticulum membrane; actin filament; nucleus. Gene Ontology annotation, molecular function: microtubule binding. Gene Ontology annotation, biological process: actin nucleation.
UUUAGUCUUCGCGAGCAUCUCAGCCUGCUCGCUCUCUGCUUGUUUAUAAACAGCUUCUGCGGUAACUCAAGGGCUGGCACCUCUGAGCUGUUCCUGCAGCCCUCUAGCUACCUAUUCUUUCUGCUUCCUAGUUUAACCGCUAUGUUGCCAGUGGACCAUAAUAUGGACUUUGGCAUCCAUCUCUCUGCCCAGCCACUCCCUUGAAAUUCUACUCCUCAGUAAAGUUCUCCUCAGACAAUGUUAUUGUUGAAGAUUAGUCAGAUGCCUUCUGUCCAUUCCCUGCCUCACACGCUAUGUCAUGCAAGCAAGCUUUGAUACACUUAGCAUAUAAUUUAAAUGAAUGACUAAUUUGGUAAGCAUAAUGGAAGGCACGCACACUAUCCUUCAAUUGCACAAACCCAUUACGGAGCUUUGUUAUGUCAGCUUCUACCUUCCAGAGGGAAAAGUCAGAGGAUUUACUUACAAGGGCUGUGUAACUCUAGAUAGAACCAGUAAACGUUUCUGUAAUUGCUAUAAAGUACAGGAACGGUCAGAAAUGGAGUUGAGAGAACAGCCAUAUGAAAACGUUGGAGAUAUUAUUUUCAAGCAAACUACAACGAAAGACAUUCUCAUUGAGCUGUACAGACUAACUACUGAAAAGGAAAAACUGUUAUCCAGUCUUUUGAGAUCACAUCAUAUUCCAAGCCUUGAUACAGGACAACAGGAGGGAAAGCAACAGGCUGUUUCUGGAGUCCAAAAACUUAGAGGUGAUGACCACUCCAGUUUUACAUAUCGGCAGGAAUUCUUUCUGGAUUCCACAAGUAGCGACAAUUUUAAUCGCAAAAAAAAGAGUAAAUAUAGAAGGAAAGAGAGCUUUGAGGAAUUCAGGCAUUGGAAAGGGGCAAAAAAGGUGCAUGAACAACAUCCUUCUUUGCUGAUUGGGCAAGGCAUGCAACUGGAAAAUCAGAAGAUGCCCCCCACAAGAUUUCCUACCAGGAGUUUUCCCAGUUUCUUUUCUGCAUCCAGUUGUCUAACAGUAAAAGGUAAGGAUGACUUACCACUAGAAAUUGGUAUUCUACCAGAAAGAGAGAGAGAAGAUGGGUAUUUUCUUGAAAGCAACAAAGUUAUGAAACUGGAUGCUGACUUACCAAGUUGUCUAUCAAAAGACAGCAAUGAUAUGGUUGCAGUUGAACUAUUGGACAAUGGAGAAUGCAUUCCUGAAGUUAAGAAUGUACAGCAGAGUAUCACUUUGGUAAAGCCAUCUCAGGACAAUCUAUCUAACCAACUAGAGACAUUAAGUAAAUCUGCAGCUGCUAAAAGCUUGAAAGUUAAAUGUACCGAGCAGGUAUGCAAGGAGAAAGCAGCAAUCGGAGUUGUGAAAGUGCAGGAUUCAGAGGCUUGUAUUAAAAAGGCCACACAAACCCAUUCAGAAUCUUUAUCUGAUUUUCACAAAGGUAAAGAAACCGCUUCUCCCGUUCUCACAGCAGUACCUAAUGAGUUUAUAUCAAGAACUGGUGUAUAUUCGGUAGAUGAAGCUGCUGGAGACUCUAAAAGCAGUGUGCAGCAGGAAGAGGAGCGAGACGGCUCUGUUUUGCAGUACAAAGCAGAGAGAGUGCACAUUACUGAUGAGUCAUGCAACCCUGUGGGAGCAGUCAAUAAAGCUCUUCUGAAAGUUAUACGGAGUGACAGUUUAGAUGAAGCUGCAGAAUGGAAGAGACUGCAACAAAUUACAGCAGCAGACAGAAACCUGCCAGGCUCAACAUAUGAGAAAAGAACCACGGUAUCCUGGGGAAGCAGCAAGCAUUUAUUUCUGAACCUGCCUGUAAGUGAAGGUCCUGAUGCUUCUCAGACAGGUAAUAAUCUUAAACUGGAAGAGAAAAGGCUGCAUUCACCCUCGUUAAUAGCUGUGAGUAAUGUUUUUAGUAAUUCCUAUCCGCUAUCUAAUACACACAAACAAAUGUCACCUAUUCCUUCUCCAUUAUCUUCAAGACUGCCUAGCCCACAGCUGCAUCAUCGGAUUCUCCCAUUACCUGCACAGAACGGCGAGGACGAACCUAUGUUCGGUGACUAUUGCAGUGGGAGGCACGGUGCUAUAAACCUCUCUUUCAAUGAUUUGGAGCCGCAGUUUUAUCUGAAGUUUUCUGAACCUGGAGAAUUGGGAUUUGCCAUCAGACAACCAGGCCUACAUCAGAAUGCAACUGCAGGGCAUUUUGAAAAGCGCACUCUACAAGGAAGAUUCACUACUCGGACACCUCAGAAUUUCUGCCCAGCAGAGACUGCUUUAAAGGAUGACUUCACUGAACGACUGACAAAUUUGGAUGUGUCAAACAGAGAUGAAGAUACAUGGGUUUUGGAUUGCAGAUUGGGGCAGUCAAGCCCAUUUGCUCAUUCAUGUGAGAAAGAGAAGAUCAACAGAAAUGUGUUGCAUUUGAGCCUGGAACUGAAUCCUGACCUGAGUCCCUCAGAGCAAGAUGACAAGACUCCAGGGAGACUCCAGACUGUCUGGCCACCACCGAAAGCAAAUCAUGAAGAAGUGAAAGUAGGAUUGAAGUACACAGAAGCAGAGUACCAAGCUGCCAUUUUGCAUUUAAAGAGGGAACACAAAGAGGAAAUUGAAACAUUAAAGUCUCAGUUUGAACUCAGGGUAUUCCAUAUUCGUGGAGAACAUGCUGUAUCAACUGCUCAGCUUGAGGAAACCAUUGCACAUCUGAAGAAUGAACUUGAUAAUAAAUUAAACAGAAGAAAUGAAGAAGCAAAGGAUAUUGCUGUUUCUACUGAAGAUGAUAACCCACCAAAGACAUACCGAAAUGUAUGUAUACAGACUGACAGAGAAACUUUUAUAAAGCCUAAUGAAGAAGAAAACAGAGCUGUGAAAAAUAACCAAAUAGUACCCAAAAAGCUUAAUAUUUCUUCUUUGACACAUUGUAUUUCUGCCCAAAGUGAAAAUAAGGACAAUUACAAUGUACCAACUUCAGAAAGUGUCUUACCUUGUCAACCAAAACAAAUGCUGCCUCCUCCACCGCCACCACCACCUCCUCCUCCUCCUCCUCCUCCUCCUCCUCCCAUUCCCGAUUCUUCACUACCAGGUUUAGUUCCUCCACCACCACCUUUGCCAAUAGGUUUGACUUCACUGACACUUCAGUUUGGAUCUGGGCCACCACUGCCACCUCCACUUUCUGAAGGCUGUAGGGAUUUUCAAGUGCCAUCACCACCACCACCACCACCACCACUUCCAGGGCUGGGACCUCCUGUUCCUCCUCCACUGCCUGGAUCUGGGUUACCUCCACCCCCUCCACCCCCUGGGCCUGGGUUCUUUUUUAAUAGCACUUUAUCUUCAAGUCAAGGUCCUCGGAAACCUGCCAUUGAACCUAGCCGUCCAAUGAAGCCUUUGUAUUGGACACGGAUACAAUUGCAAGGCACCAGGAAAACUGCUAUACCAACAUUAUGGGAAUCACUAGAAGAACCUGAUAUACUUGAUACUACUGAGUUUGAAUUUUUGUUCUCCAAAGACACCACUCAGGAAAAAAGAAAACCAUUAUCAGAGACUUAUGAAAAAAAAAACAAGGCCAAAAAGAUUAUCAAAUUGUUGGAUGGAAAGCGAUCUCAAACUGUAGGAAUUUUAAUAUCCAGUUUACACCUGGAGAUGAAGGAUAUUCAACAAGCUAUUCUGUGUGUUGAUGACUCUGUAGUAGACCUGGAAACACUGGAAGCACUUUAUGAGAAUAGAGCACAAAAAGAUGAACUGGAGAAAAUCAAGCAAUAUUAUCAGACUUCGAAAGAGGAAGAACUGAAGCUUCUAGACAAACCAGAACAAUUUUUAUAUGAGUUAUCUCAGAUUCCCAACUUCACAGAACGAGCUCAGUGUAUUAUCUUCCAGUCAGUUUUCUCUGAAGGGAUAACAUCAGUUCACCGGAAAGUUGAUAUCAUUACUCGUGUUUCCAAGGCCUUGCUGAACAUGACAAGUGUAAAGGAAAUUUUGGGUUUGAUUCUGGCUUUUGGAAAUUACAUGAAUGGUGGGAAUAGGACUCGAGGUCAAGCUGAUGGAUUUGGUUUGGAAAUACUUCCCAAACUAAAGGAUGUCAAAAGCAGAGAUAAUCGUAUUAAUCUUGUGGAUUAUGUUGUCAUAUAUUACCUGCGCCAUUGCGAUAAGGAAGCAGGAACAGACAAGAGUAUUUUUCCUUUACCAGAACCACAGGAUUUUUUCCAGGCCUCCCAAGUUAAGUUUGAAGACCUAAUAAAAGACUUAAGGAAACUGAAGAGAGACCUAGAAGCCUCUGAAAAGCAGAUGAAGUUAGUUUGCAGAGAGUCUUCAGAAGAGCAUCUCCAGCCCUUCAAGGAGAAAUUAGAAGAAUUCUUCCAAAAAGCUAAAGAAGAAUGUAAAAAAGAAGAGAGCAGUUUGGAAAAUGCACAAAAAUACUUUGAAGAAACAGUGGGAUACUUUGGGAUAAAGCCAAAGCCUGGUGAGAAGGAGAUCGCACCAAACUAUGUUUUCACGGUAUGGUACGAAUUCUGCAGUGACUUCAAGACCAUUUGGAAACGAGAGAGCAAAAGCAUUUCCAAGGAGCGAAUUAAAGUGGCUCAGCAAUCAGUAAGCAAGUUGACUGCAGAGAAGAAAGUUGAAACAAAGAAAAUCAAUCCUACAGCUAGCCUGAAAGAAAGACUACGUCAGAAGGAAGCCAACGUGACUGCCAACUGAGAGAAGAAAGAUGAAAAUGAUAGUGUGUCUUAAUACUUUUCAUGAUGCUUUACUACACCCGUGGCCCAGGGAGCACCUUAUGUUAGCUAUUGAAUUGUGCUUUGCUGAUCUGUUCCAAGACAAUCCACUAAAGAUUUUUCAGUUCCUUCAAAGGAGUUUGUACUUUCAGAGGAAGGAAUUCUAAGAUGUUUUUUACUUGGGAAUUCAGAAUGAUUUUCUGUAAUUCUUCCUCACAUUGCUUAAAAUGCAUCUGGUUGUUAAUGGUUAUUUAAAGUACUCUAUAUGUAAUGCAAUAAUAUGGAAAAGCUAAGAUGAGAAUUUUGGAUGCUGGGUUAAGUAAUGACUAACAACCUGUAGGUUAUUUACAGGGCUUUGUGUAGAUUAGAGCGAAUAUGCCAUUCAGCUCACAAAGGACUAUUACAUAAUAUUUUUUUGUUUACUUCAGCAGUAAGUAAUUUUACAGUGUCUUGAGUAUUGGAUGCACCUUUCUAAAAUUGAUUCAAUAUAAUUAUAGAUUUAUUCUGUAUUUUACUAUAAAUAUUUUUAUAGAAGCCUCAGCUUAUGCCACACAUUGAAAUGAAAGCAAUAUUUUGCACAUGAAAAGGAAUAGCUUCAAAUUCUUUAGCUGUAUGAUCAAUGGCGUAACUGAUUCAUUAUUUUUAUGGUUUUAAUCUAACAUUUCCUAAAUUCUGAGCUCCAAAAGAAAAAUGAUUAAGAAAUAUGUUUUUAUUUCAGCAUGUAUGGAAACUACCAGUUCCAUAAAAUGAUGUCUUUAUUAUUCAUUGAGCUAAAAUAUAACAGUGUGUCUCCAUGAAGUUAUACACUUGCCAUUUAAUCUCUGGCUUUCAAUUCUAUUGAAAGCUUUCUUUUAAAAAAUUAAUAAUUCUCUCUAACAUAUAUUUUGCAGCCUGGUCUUGUCCUGCUAUAUUUAUAUGAAGAAUGUAUCCAGAAUAUAUAUAUAUAUAAUAAUUUUAAAAGUAAAACUUGAGGAAGAAAUAAGAGUUUGCUGUCAUCCUGUAACAUUGUAAUAAUUGCCUGUGAAGUAAGAGAGCCUGAAAAAAAAUCCACCAAACAUCCACUGUUACUUGAAGAUUCUGACUGCAUUUUAAGGAUUCAGACUCUUAGAAGUAAAGAUCUUGAAGCAGAAGUUAAUUUAACAUAAAACAGAAAAAUGGCAGUUAAAUACAAGCAUGAUAAUGGCCUAUAAAUAGGAAGAACAAACUGGAGAGAAUAUGCUUCUUUUGUCCAUACGAGAGAAAUCCCCUUCUUUAUGAUAAUGGUAUCUGAAAUUGGAUAGGAAGAUAAAUUAGGUAAAGAACCAAGUACAAAAGAUACUGUGGGCAAGGCAUUAGUCCUUUGACUUAGUAAACAGAAAGGAUACACGUGAGACAACUUCAUCAAUAGAAAUGAACACUUGUUGCUCAGUUGUUGGUGAAUGUAGCUUGAAGAUUUCAUAUAUUACAGGUUUCUUAAAUGAGUCCCUCUGUCAUUCUUGCAUACAUAAAAAUAAGGGAAUCAAGAUUGCACGGUAUAUUUUGGAGUUUCUAGCUGCUAUGGAUAUACUUGAGAAGCAUAAGCAUAAUUCUUAUGAAAACAGUCAAUAAUAGACCAACAAAAAUAACUAAGUUUUAGUUCCACUAUUUCCAUUGCAGAAAAAUAAAUUACAAAGAUUUAAGUUUGGUUCUGUGAUUCCAAGUUUUCUGUCUUACACCAAAUAGAUAAAGUACAUUUAUUUCCAAUAUUAUCAGUGAUAAACAACAGGAGCAAUAAUGCUUAUAACAACCAAAGAACAAGAGCAAGCAAGGCAAUUCUGAUGAGUCUUUAAGCAAACAACUGUUAAAUUUUGAUAUGGUUUUCUAUCAUGAAGAUAGUGUAUAUUGCAAUUUGAAUUAAUUGGGAAUUUUUCAAUGAAAUGUUUUAUUUGGAAUACUAAUCAACAAAAGUAGCACUGUUUGUGAAAAAGAAUUGAUCUUGAAAAUUCUCAUUAAAAAUACAUUGUGGCAAGAAGUUUUUAAAUUAUUGAAUUAGCCUGUUUCAAAAUUUCUAUAUGUGAAGUUUCAUUUUUCAGUUCAAACUGACUUUUCAUUUUGAAAUGUUGAAAAAUGUAUCUAAAAAGGGGUUAAAAUUAAAAUUUUUGAUGUAAAGCAUUCCUUGAUCAGUUUUAUAAUUUUUUUUUCAGAUUAUUAACUAGCCAAAGUUUUAAGAAUUUAGGCUAUUUUUCAGAAGUCUUCAAAACUUAUGUAGCACAGAGGCAUUAUUUCUUCCUUAUCUCUAGUUGUUGCAACCUUUCUCUCAAGAUGGAGGUUUAGCUUACAAUUUCACCCGUGACUUAAAUUGUCUACUAGUAGUUAUACUGCUUUUAAGUGAAGUAGAAAAAAAGUGCAUCUAGAGCAUUUGACUCAUUCUCUUACUCAAGACUUUAAGACUCUCGGAUGGAAUUAAUCAGCUAAAUUUCACACUGACACCCCUACAGGUACCCAGAGGUGUCAUCAAACCGUGACUAAUGGUAUACUUGCUGACCUUAACUAAACUUGAAUUAAAGAAGAGAUAUUAACAGGUAUUACAUACUGUGUAAACUGUUAAAUUAUGAAAUGCCUAGGUGCUACAGACGUAACAAAUAGGCAUCAACCAGCAUUCAUCUUGAGGUCACCAAGUGUCAUCAAAAGUUAUGUUUUAAGCUUAAAUUUAGUUUGGUGUCUGACUUUAACUGGAUCUUUCUAAUUUGAGGGAUGAAGAAAAGGAGGACAGAAAGGGAAAAGAAAGAAAAUAAAAAGACAGAUGGGAACAGAAGUCUCUGGUAAAUGUCUACCAUUGCUGUCAAAGAAGUAAAAGUAAAGAAUGGACUAAAUUAAGCCAACCAACUGUAGCAAGGCAGUUACCAUUUUCCAAGCUAGUUUAUUUAAAAUACCUCUACACAACACGGAAUUUGCUUCUGUGACCACAAAGUGGAUCUGUCUUGAGAAUUUUUGUUUUGCUUUGUUUGUUUACUGUCCUGUUAUUGCCAAGCUUCUUACAGUCUGUUAAGCAAAACACUAUUAAAACCCAUGUUGCUCAGUAGGUGCUUUUUUACACAAAAAAUGGUAUGUAUACAUUGCUAUCUUAUAAACUGGAUUAUCAGUUUGCUAAUGAAUUAAUUUACUAAUGAAUUAAUUUACUAAUUAAGAACUCAAUUUAGGUGAGUAAAUCUCUAAUUUGUGAAGUGCUGUUUAAUGUAUUUACAAUGUUACUACUUACUGGUAGUAAAAUGAAAGAAUUUUUAGCACCUUUGAGAUAUUUUUACAGUAUAAAUUAUAUUUUCAUGGUGUUUUUAUUAAUCUAUGAGAACUACCCAGGUGUUUUGCCAUGACUCAUAUAUAUUUUACCAUGUGCUUUAUUUUAAGGUUGUAAGUGUAUAGCUUGAAUAAUAUAUAUACUUCUGUAUUUAACUUAGACAUUUUUUCAACAAAACAGAAACUGUGUGUUCUUCAGUUUCUGUACAUAUGGAAAAUGAAGGUCCAGUGGUUGGAAUAUUCAGAAAGCAGAGAGAAAAAUAAUUGAGCAUCAGCAGUUCUAGGAAGGAUGAAGCUUAUACAGGAUUUCAAGCUUCCUGAAUUGCUGAGGAUAUUCCUCCAACAGCCAGGGUAUCCCAGGUAUUCCUCCAACAGCCAGUCUAAUUGUUUUCUACAUAGAACAUGAACAAAAUAUUCUGUUUUCCGUAUGAUGCACAGGAUUCUUACUGCCCUGAUAUUCUAGUAAAUUGGUAGCAGUUUCUUUCUCUGAUGAAUAUGAGGCAGUGGAAGACUGUAUUUAUAUUGAUAUGAUGAUGCCUUAAUCUUGUGUGGGUGUGAAAUUUCUGAAACACCCCAACAAGUAAGAAAUAUGUAUCUCAUUACAGCACUGAUGUGAUUUUGAAAAUCCAGCUCCAUAAUCUGUGUUUAGGCACCAGGCUAAUAUUAAAGUGUCAGAAAAUCAUAUCCAUCUAGUUUUUGCUUACUCGUGGCCUUGUCUGGAUCUUGUUUAAUUUUGUUAUGGAUCUCACUCAUUAUUUAUUCAUUUUAAACUCCUUUAGACUUUAUUCAUUUAUGACAAUGGGUUUCAGGAUUUGCUGUCUGGAGAGUUCUCUUUGGCUUUUCUCUUAUGAAGAUAAGCCUAUAUAUUUGCAUAUAAAUGUAAAGAUAGAAUGUUAAGAGAUAACUUGAUUGUAGUCAAUAAGUUGCUUCAAAGAGGGAAAAUAUUAGGAACUAAGUGGCUCCUUGAGCUAGCAAGGAAAAGUAUCACAAAAAAAAAAAAGUCUGAAAAUUAUAAACAGAAGAGAAAUUAAAAUUAGAAGUAAAUUCCAAACUGUUAGUAAUGAGCCUAGUUAACCACUAACUCAGUUAGCUGGGGCACAGUAUAAUCCUGAAGAUGAGGGUGGGAUGUUUUUGUGAUUCCUAAUGAACUGUAAUGUACUUGAUAAACGUAAAGUCCUAAAGAGUAUUGACACGGCCUCAGAUCAUGUGCUAUAUUGACUCUGGCAUACAGAAUCCUUAUAGGUUAAGAUACAGUGACUUUAAGGAAGAGGAGCUGUAAUAUCUGUUCACCAUUUGAAAGUCUUUCUUUAAUCAUUUUUAGACUCUGCAGCAAAAUUUUGGUCAAUCUUCUGUGACGUGAAUUACUCAUUAAAAAAUCCAAAUGAUCCAUUUGCUUUUUCCCAGAAGGAUCAAGCUUGUAGUUCUAAUUUUUCACUUUCUCAUUUGGCAUGCUGUAAAUACUUUCCAUUGUUGCUGGGCAAAUGCUCAUCCUAUGCAACCAUUCAGAGAUAACAUGUUACAGAAACUGCAUAACUGUAGAAAUCAAAAAAUGUGAUUCUAUUUCCUGCUGCCUGAAGCAUCUAUAAUCAGCAAAUUAACAUAUUUAUUGUAUGGCACCUGCUGCUUAUUUCUUAGCCAGUUGUAGUUCAAGGAAUAUAUUUCCAUUAGCAGCUAAUGACUAUGCACUGGGUAAAAGCCAUGUUCUUUUUAUAGUUUUUUUGUUGUUUGUUUUAUUUUAUUUAUUUGUUUUACUUUCUUAGAGUAAGUUUUUAUGGUGUGAGUUUAUUCAAGACUAGGUGGAAAUAUACCAUUUCAUACAAAAAAUAGAGCAAAAUCACAGUUAUAUUCUCUACUUCUUUCAAAUCUGACAAGAAGGUGAAGGAACAAAACUGUGUUGUUGUUCUGUUUUGUUUUUCCAUUCUGCAUGAAAACAAUCCUUCUUCUGAUUCCUUUUCAUUCCAGUUGUUCAUUUUGUGUUACAGUCUAACGUGUUUUUAGGAAAGCCGUAAAGAAAUUAGAAGGUUCAGGUAUGAAUCUCAUUCCUUAAAGGUUCCCUGUAACGUUCUAAUUCAACGAACUGGCCCAAGGAGCUCCUGCCCUAUUCCCCACUCUCCUUGUUUUAUCAAAAGUAAAGUCGCAUAGUUAUAAAACUAGUUGCUAAAUGUCAAAGAAAAACUCAACUGUUGCGUGAAGAGAGGUCAUUUAGCUUCCAAGCCACAGCUUUGCUGAGCAUGAUUUGAACCUUAGUAAUUCAGCUAAACAGCUUCAGUUUCAAAGGGUUAAAAAAUUAGUACAAUGUUUCAUGCAUUUCUGUUCCUUAUUGUUUUACAUCAAGAAAGCCUGUCUCUGAGUAGGAGGCAGAACUUGUGCAUUUAAUUAUGUAACCAAGGCUUUUGCUCUAUUUUAGACCAAAAGUAUGCGUGAUAUGAGAGUUCUAUCUGAGUGUCUUUUGCAUUAUGUUUUAUACAUAUUUUCACUCACUUAUCAAUGGGCCAAAUAAAAGGACACUGUAACAUACCUGAAAACAAAGAGGCUUGUUAAAACGCCAUUAAAAAUAUACAAAGCUCACUCUUCCUAGUUGAUUUUUCCAUCCUCAUUGAAUUUCCUAUUGAAGUGUUGGGAUUUUGUUGGUAUGUUUUAAUUCAGAGAUGAUUUUAUAUCAGAUAAUCAAGCCAGCUUGUCUUGGACAAGCUUCUAUGGGGCCUUGAGUACUCGUCAGGUGAAAUAAUCCACGUGCAUGCUCAACAGGUCCAAUCUGCUAGCUACUGUAGCAUGAACAGCAUAGUUUCAUCUGCAUAUAGCUUGAAAAAGGGAAAAACUUGAGAGGAUUUUCAGGUGUCAAGUUCAGAAAAGAUACAUCAAAUGAAGUGCAUUCUUGUCAUAUUGCACUGGUUUUGAAAUGUCACUGAUCUCUCUUGCAAAGGAAGAUAAAGCUCAUGCUCCAUGUAAGAUGAAAUUGGAUAAGGACUGUUUACAGGGAGUGGGGAAAAGUGCUAUUUCUUGUACAAGUCCUCAGCAAAGCUGUGAAUACCCAGCUAAUGACUGGCAGUAUAUACUUUUACAUUUUUUUGAAAAUACAUAUUUGUUAUAAUGGCACUGUUUUUGAGGUAUAGAACAAAAGCUGCCCCUGUCCAGGAAAACUACAAGCAAACCAUAUGUACUGUGAGAGCAGAAUGAGUAAAAUUUUAAUAUCAUACAGGGCAACAUAAAAAGGCCACGUCUAAUUUUCAAAAGUAACUUCAACACAUUGGAAUCAUUCAGUGAGUCUUAGGCUUCUAAGUGCCCCAGUCUCUUUGAAAAGAUGAUUUAAACUUCAAUGUUUUGAUUUUGAAAAUACAACCUGUCAUUUCAUAUAGAAUACCACUCAGCUAUUACUUUCUGAAGUACAAAGCUAAAAGCUUAGCCAUGUUCAAAUGUACAGGAAGCAAAAAUAAAGAAAGAUUAUUUUGGGAGGAAUCAGAGUUGGCCUCUAGAAAGUGUUUUUAGUAGGACUAUAGUAUGAUUUUCAACUUCUAUUUAGUUAUUUUGAGAUUUUUUUGUUUUCCUUUCCAAUCAAUUUGAGUUGAAUAGUUGCACUGUUGAACAUUAUUGUUGUUGGUACUCUUCCCUCUCUUCUCUCCAUCUGACUCAAAAACAUCAAAAUACAGGCCUCUUUGGCUCUCUAACUUCUCUUUGAAGACAUAGCAAAAUGGCAAAUUCUCUUGCAAUGCUAUUAAUAUCCUGUGUGUACCUAGCAAGUUUCACAGACAUAACAGGGUUUAGUCUCUCAUGUCUGCAUGUGAUUUGCUUUAAUAAAAUCAUAGUUUUGCCUUUAUGUUAACGCAUACACUCAGCAGUAAUAUAUUUGCUGUCAUUUGAAUUGAGCUCAAUGUUGCACUUUUCAUACCACAAAAUGUACUACAAAAAUGGAAUAUUAGUAUGGUUUAGUAUAUUAUUUUCAGAAAUUUAAGUCCUUUGAGUAGUUAUUGGGUAAAUAUAAUAUAAAUAUCCAAAAAGAAUAAGCUAAAUAGAUUCAGGUGCUUUUUUCCUCUCUUUACAUUGUAAUUACAUAUAUGUGUGUGUGUGUAUAUGUGCGCACGCAUGCGUGUGUGUUUCUACUAUGUAACUGAAAGUUUAAUUUUCUCAAAAACAAAAUGUACACGAUUAACUUUGUAAAAGUUAUUGUAAUGGAAUUGAGUAUUUAUUUUUAAACUAAAUUCUUAAGGAACCAUUGUCUGUAAAUAAAAGACUAUAUUUUCCUCCUCUA